CUCCCCAUGACAUCAGCUGUCCCUUGUUGGACAUUCUAUUGUCUCCUAGAGAGUUCUGGCAUCCUCUGUGAUGUCACCAGACAUCAGUGACAACCAGUGCCCUAGUUUCUCUCAGACUGAGUCUGGCGGUUACAACCUAAGACAUGUUUUCCCUUCUUAGCAAGUGUUUUGGGAGGGGGAACGUCGAUUGUGGACAGACUAGAGUGAAGGAAUCUGGCCUUUCGUCGCAAAGUAAUGAUGGACAGAGACAGCAAUUCUGGGGAAUGUUUAACACUGGGAGAGAAACAUCAUCCCCUGGCACAGCCCUAAGCGAGAAGCAGGCCAAGAAGGAAAAGGAGAGGCUGAUUAAAGAGCUGCAGCUCAUUACCGAGGAGAGAAAUGACCUGAGAGAUCGCCUGAGGUUUCUGACAGAGAGAUCCAUGAAGAACAUGCCCCACUUCAGGCCAAAUCCAUAUUAUGAAGGCUUGGAGAGAAUGGAGGAGGCAGUCAUGUCAAUUCUGCACAACUUAGAGAUGGAGAACACUGUGAUCCAUGAGAACAGCCAUAAGCUGAAGAAGGAGAUUACCUUCUCUAGAAACCUGCUCAGCCAGCUCCUGAUGGAAAACACAUGUAGGAAGAAGUUGGUCCCACUGAAGCAGGAGAGCAAGGAGAGACAUCUUGAGUGUGCACUGAACCAGAAAUAUUUGGUUGACUUCAGCAAGAAAGAUAAAGACCAGCAACGUCCAGACCCAGCAUCAUCUGGUCUCAGAAAGUGCAAGAGAGCUGGAAUUGGAGACACCCCAGUAAGAGAGCUUCCUGAAGAAUAAGUUGCUUUCUCAGGAGUCCCUGAUGACAAACAUCCUGAACGGUAACAACAUUUUUUGGAUGAGUAUUCUUCCUCAGAGUUAAUUUGUCAUUUCUUAGAGACACUAAAUUUAUAUAACACUAAGCCAGCCUGACUGAUUGAGGUCUUACUCACUUUCUUCUUCAGAAAACAGCACUUGAGAAACAACUUGGGGGACCGCCUUUCAUUAUGUGUGCUA
Molecule: messenger RNA, 1022 nt
Organism: Rattus norvegicus (Norway rat)
Lineage: Eukaryota; Metazoa; Chordata; Mammalia; Rodentia; Muridae
Source: RefSeq, a predicted model, not a curated record